AUGGCCGCUCAACCUCCGGUCGCGGGGUCCGACGACGCCUCACUGCCCCUCAUCGACAUCAAGCCCCUCCUCAAGAAACUCUGGCCCGUCCCGGACGGCGGCCUCGCCGUCACCCCGGAUGAGAUCGCCGAUGCCAUCUCUUACUUUUUUACCCACCAGGUCUCCGACGCCCAGGCCGCCUCCCUCCUCAUCUCCCUGCACUUCACCAACCUCGACCGCCGCGCCGAUGUAAUGGCCCGCUCCGCCCACGUCAUGCGCCUCGCCGCCGCAAAGGUCGAUUUCGACGACCUCGCCGCCGUCGUCCGCAAAAAGAACCUCGCCGAGGGCGCCUACGCCGGCGGCCUCUGCGACAUCGUCGGCACCGGCGGCGACUCCCACAACACCUUCAACAUCAGCACCACCGCCAGCAUCCUCGCCUCCUCCCUGCUCCUCGUCGCCAAGCACGGCAACCGCGCCAGCACCUCAAAGUCCGGCUCCGCAGACCUCGUCAACAACAUGCAGCCCCGGCCCCCCGUCCUCAUGGCCGUCUCCCCAAAGACAAUCUCCCAGGUCUACGCCGCCACAAACUACGGCUUCCUCUUCGCCCCCGUCUUCCACCCGGGCAUGCGCUACGUCGCCCCCAUCCGCAAGGAGCUGCCCUGGAGGACAAUCUUCAACCUCCUCGGCCCCCUCGCCAACCCCGUCGAGGACAUCCUCGAGGCCCGCGUCAUCGGCGUCGCCCGCAAGGAGCUCGGCCCCGUCUUCCUCGAGGCCCUGCGCAUCGGCGGCUCCAAGAAGGCCAUGAUCAUCUGUGGCGACGAGGAGCUCGACGAGGUGAGCUGCGCGGGGCCCACCCAGGUCUGGAGGCUCAGCGCCUCGCCCGACGGCAGCGGCGACGUCGUGCAGGACCACUUCAAGGUGCAGCCCAGCGACUUCGGCCUCGGCACGCACCCCCUGAACACCGUCUCUCCCGGCAAGGAGCCCGCAGAGAACGCCGAGAUCCUGAGGAGGAUACUGAGCGGCGAGAUGGCUGAUGACGAUCCCAUUCUGGAGUUCGUGCUCAUGAACACGGCCACGCUGUUCGUGGCGUCGGGCAUCUGCGAGGCCGAGUCAAGCAACAUGGGCCCCGGCGAUGACGGCAAGGUCAUCGCGGAGCGGGGACCCGGCGGAGGACGGUGGAAGGAGGGCGUGCGGAGAGCGCGCUGGGCCGUCAAGAGCGGCAAGGCUCUCCAGCAGUGGACGUCUUUUGUCGACGUCACGAAUUCGUUCGAGCAGUAA
Messenger RNA from Colletotrichum chrysophilum, 1257 nucleotides. RefSeq lists its product as uncharacterized. Bases 1 to 1257 code for a protein of 418 amino acids. The record is from RefSeq and is a predicted model, not a curated record. NCBI's taxonomy places the organism in Eukaryota, Fungi, Ascomycota, Sordariomycetes, Glomerellales, Glomerellaceae. Gene Ontology annotation, molecular function: anthranilate phosphoribosyltransferase activity. Gene Ontology annotation, cellular component: cytosol. Gene Ontology annotation, biological process: L-tryptophan biosynthetic process. The transcript has a single exon.